This is a messenger RNA of Quercus lobata, 1652 nucleotides long. RefSeq lists its product as uncharacterized. Lineage: Eukaryota; Viridiplantae; Streptophyta; Magnoliopsida; Fagales; Fagaceae. The transcript is spliced from 11 exons. The coding region runs from base 631 to 1392 and encodes 253 amino acids. The record is from RefSeq and is a predicted model, not a curated record.
UGCACAUCAUUAUCACUAUUUAUUCUUGAGUUGGUAUUAUAAUUCUGUAUCCCUAUAUAUGCAUUCUGAUAUCUUUGUAUGCUUCUGGACAGAAAAACCAUUUGUCUGGCUUGCACAAACCUUAUUUGAAGCUAUCUUUUGACACGGUUCAACAAUUAAUUGAUGUGAAGAGUGACCUAUUGCAUGUCGUUCAAAGAAACCAGGAAAAAUUUGAUGCUGCAGAAGCAUAUGAGUCCAUUAUAGCAGGGAAAAGAAAACAAAGGCCUCAAGAUUUUGUAGACUGUAUUGUUGAUCUCCGCGAGUAUGAUGUUCCUUAUCAUGUUCGAUUUGCCAUUGAUAAUGAUGUACGAUGUGGGCAAUGGUAUGACGUUAGUGUAUCCAGUACUGGUCUUAUGCUGGAAAAGAGGACAGAUCUUUUGCAACGUGCUGAAGUGCAUGUUUGUGCAUUUGAUAUUGAGACUACAAAGCUUCCUUUGAAAUUUCCUGACGCUGAAUACGAUUUAAUAAUGAUGAUUUCGUACAUGGUUGAUGGACAAGGGUACCUGAUUAUUAACAGAGAGCUUUCCUGAUAAGAAAAGAGUUGGGGGAGAUAACGUGGAUAGUUCCUUUGAAGCCUCAGACCGAAUAAAGAUGGAUAUGGGGCACUUAGAGGACCAUAUCAAAACCAAUAAGAAGCAAUCCCCUAAGGCUGAAGUUCAAAAUUCUUUAAAGCAAGAGAUUCUACAACUUGAGAAGAGAUUACAAGACCAAUUUGAGGUCCGCCGGGCUUUGGAAAAUGCAAUGGGAUAUAGGUCUUCCUCUCAGGAUAAUACAACUGGAACAGUAAUGCCCAAGCCAGCCACAGAGUUAAUCAAGGAAAUUGCAGUGUUAGAGUUGGAAGUAGUGUAUUUGGAGCAAUAUCUUCUGUCCUUGUACCGGAAAGCAUUUGAUCAACAAAUAACUAUAUCUCCAUCUUCCAAGGAUGACAGAUUAAAAUCACCUAUAAAUACUCCAAGAGCAAGGAUCCACAAAGCUUCCAGACUUGAUAUUACAUCAAAGAGGGAAAGUUCAGUUGCACAAACUGGUUGUCAGUCGCUUGACAACCCAUGGAAGGAAUCCAAUGGAAUUGGUGGGGAGGAGAAGCUAUUAGAUUCUGGUGUUCAUCGCUGUCACUCCUCAUUAUCUCAACGUUCAGUGUAUUCGACUAGGACUUCACCUCCAGUUGAUUCUUUGUCUAAGGCUUUACGCGCUUGUCAUUCCCAACCUUUGUCCAUGAUGGAGUAUGCUCAGAAUACUUCGUCAAGUAUAAUCAGUCUGGCAGAGCAUUUCGGUACCCGCAUCUCUGAUCAUGUUCCAGAAACACCUAACAGGCUUUCUGAGGAUAUGAACAGUAAUGCCCAAGGCAGCAUAUAACAUUGGGGGUCACAUCAUCAGUGCAGACACUAUACAGAGUUCUGUCCUAGGUUGCAGAAUGUCUCGUCCUGGGCAGAAAUAAUGAAGCAUUAUGUGCGGAGAUGGUGCAAGAUUUCAUCAGAUGUGGGCAUUCGAUCCAUUAUUGACUGGUCUUAUUACAAGCAAAGGCUUAGUUCAGCAAUUCAGAAAGUUAUUACCAUUCCUGCAGCAAUGCAAAAGGUUGCGAAUCCCGUCCCUAGGGUACUGCAUCCUGAUUGGCC